AUGCCGAGUCUGGCGGUUGGUGCUGUGGGUUGUGCUGCGCUCCGUCUGCAGUGCUGUUGCUCGCACAUUAGCUCCUUCAAGCAGGAGGGAUAUUACCGCUUUGCACAGCUGCGCGACAUACAAAUAGAUGCAAACUGCUACAGUUUUCUCAUGGUGCGUGGCGGUGGGCCUGGGGGUCAGGGGGCAAACAGCAGCAGCAACAAGGUGGAGCUGCGUGCCAGCAUCGUUGCCCUUAGCGAACACUUUGACGGGGAGCUCAUUCAAAGACUGAAGGAAAACGAGCGUGGCAAGGCGCUUACCGCGGACGAAGCGCUGAUCGUCAUUUCAAGCCAUGAGCAACGCAGUGCACAUCAGAACAAGGAGGUCUGUCUGCGGCGUCUGCGGGAAAUGAUUCAAAGGGCCUCAUGGGUGCCGCCGUUGGAGAAGAAACCCAUCGAGCGCCCCACGACGAUCAUAACGGCGCAGAAGGCGGAGCGGCGAAAGAAGGGCUCGAUGAGGAAGAUGCAAAGAACAGCACGUAAGGGCCUCUGGUGA
Trypanosoma cruzi is the source of this 534-nucleotide messenger RNA. RefSeq lists its product as uncharacterized. The coding region runs from base 1 to 534 and encodes 177 amino acids. Gene Ontology annotation, cellular component: mitochondrial large ribosomal subunit. Lineage: Eukaryota; Euglenozoa; Kinetoplastea; Trypanosomatida; Trypanosomatidae. The transcript has a single exon. Gene Ontology annotation, molecular function: translation release factor activity. The record is from RefSeq and is a predicted model, not a curated record. Gene Ontology annotation, biological process: mitochondrial translational termination.